This is a messenger RNA of Corticium candelabrum, 4935 nucleotides long. RefSeq names its product sushi, von Willebrand factor type A, EGF and pentraxin domain-containing protein 1-like. NCBI's taxonomy places the organism in Eukaryota, Metazoa, Porifera, Homoscleromorpha, Homosclerophorida, Plakinidae. The record is from RefSeq and is a predicted model, not a curated record. The transcript is spliced from 20 exons. The coding region runs from base 1 to 4266 and encodes 1421 amino acids.
AUGGAGACAAAUGGCAACGCCACCGCUUCUGCUGUCGACAGGUACAGUACGGUCCAGAUUCCUUGCUCUUCAAAUGCGACGCUAGCUAAUCUAUUGCCCAUUUUUGUCAACUGUUAUGAUACCGCGAAGAAUUAUGGAAGGACUGAAUCUGAGAGGAGAGCAGAUUAUGAAUCGAUAUCUACUGCUAGUGGUACGGGGACGGAGGGUUCAGCAAAAAGACCAUGUCAGCACGGAGCUGCAGCAGAACGAUCUUACAAGCCUGAAUGGAAGAUAAACUGGCUGAUGGAUUUUGAUGAGGCAGCCAAUGAAAUGACACGUGUGCCUACCGACGCAGAGAAGCUCAAGAUAGUACGCGAUCAAAUCGUCAUUAACAUAGUACCCGACAAAGUUAGAGAAGAAUUGCUUGGGGAAUCAGGUCACACGUUAGAAAAGGCUGUGCAUAUGUGCCGCUCUAUGGAAGCGACAACACAAUAUCUCACCGGCAUGGCAACGCCGAUGAUUUUCUACAGCAUGAAGUGGAAUUUGUUUCUUUUUAUAUGUCUGAGUAUGACUAGCUUAUUUCUUUUUCAACGUUCUGAAGGAAAUGAAAUAUUUCUACAUGCUGCUUCAGCUACGCUUUCUCCAAAUACUUACAGUAAGCAAAAUCCUCAAGCAGAUGCCGUCGAAUGGGCUAGAGCGUCCAAUGCCAUUGAUGAAGACAACAGAGAGGGAAGUAGCGGUGGGACGUUUGACGAAUUUAUGAAAUGUGCAAUUGCAGCUGCGGAUCCAGUCGCCAGCCAGUCUGGAAAGAAACCAAUGCAGUACUUAAAAAUAGAAAUGACACGCGAGGAGGACAUUUCAUACGUAAAACUACAUCUGAGAGACGGUUUGAAUAGGCGACUGCAACAGAAUGGACUUACGGUCAGUGUCAGCAACAGCGACAACAUCGAUUCUGCUACACGUUGUAGCGAUAAAGUGUACAAUGCUUCUAAGCACGGUCAAUCGCCAGUGUUUGUUUGCAUGAAUCAAGCACGCUACAUUUGGGUCGUACUACGAAACAGUCCACAGGCUCUUCAAGUUUGCGAAGUUCGAGCAUACACUGGUCCGAUGAAUUUGAAUGUUACUGGAAUUACGUCGUUGUCAGACGGCCCAUUUACUGAUCAUACACACAAUGUCGAGGGAAGCGCUGAUAAUGCUGUAGAUGGUAAAUCUGCGAUCGGUCAAUCAAAAGCGCUUGGAUUUAAGUUCUGUGCUGUCAAUAAUUACAGAAGAGACGACAAACUUCAGUUUCUUCGUAUUUCUCUCUAUCAAAGGCAACCAAUUCUUUCUGUUCGUUUGCACUUGAGAGACCCAGCAAAAACUUUUACACCAACAAGGUAUUACAGCAGACUCGGCAUCGUAAAUGUCAGCGUUGGUAACUCCAGCAAUGUGAACGAUACACGACGACAGUGCGGGUCGUCGUAUCAAGCAAGCCAAGGACAAUCACCAUUGUUUAUCUGCUUUGCUACUGGAAGUUAUGUCUGGUUGACUGUAAGAGCAAACUAUUAUCUUGAGGUCUGUGAAGUGGAAGUUUAUGCAGAUGUUCACUGCACUACUCCUGAUGCUCCUGCCAACGGCAAAUACAGUAUCACAAAUGAUUCCGUGGGUGGGUCUUUGUCAGUGGAAUGCAAUGAAGGGUAUAAACCCACAUCUUCUGGCCCGAUUACAUGUGAGAACAGUGGAAAUUGGAGUCAACCGUUUCCAACGUGCAAAGCUGGUUGUAAUAAACAUGACAAUCCAAAGAACGGGAAUGCUUUGGCGUCUACUGAUGAAUCUGGAGAAAUAAUAAACGUAGCAUACUCUUGCGACAAAGGCUACCAUCUUAUUGGAAACAAAACUCGAGAAUGUGAUCAUGGAAGUUUGAUGGGAGAUCCUCCAAUAUGUCAGGCGGUGAGUUGUGGAUUACCUCCUAUCGUGAAUAACGGAAAUUAUUCUGGAAAAGUGUUUUCUUACGGAAACACAGUUGAAUACACAUGCAAAAAGGGCUAUCAUUUGGAGGGUCCUAGAGUCAUCAUAUGCCAGAGUAACAGGACGUGGAAUAUAACAAAGAAUUUGAAGUGUGAACUUUACUGUGAAAGACCUGUAAUUCCUCAUCCUGGACGAAUCACCAACAUUUCACCUGACAUUACUGAAUUUCCGUUGAACACAACAUUGAAAUACGGCUGUGAAACAGGAUACCUACUUGCAAAUAAUUCAGGAAAGUACAGUACCUGUCGGUCUAACGGGUCAUGGUCAUUGGAAUCUCCUUCAUGUCAUGCUGUCACAUGUCUUCCUCCAAUUUCUUCCUCUAAACGGAACUAUACCAUUCUAGACGAAAAGUUCUCUUAUCAGGGUAGAUUAAGGUUUACGUGUUCCAGCGGAUUCUACCUGAAUGGCUCAGAGUAUGCACAAUGCCAGGCGAACGGAACUUGGAACGUGUCUUUCCCUUCAUGCAUACCGUUUUGUGAGCCUCCUCAACUCACGAAUGGAUACCUUGAAUUUAGCGACAAUAAUGGAGAGCAUGACGUUGAUAGUACAGUGAUGUAUCAUUGUGAUCAAGGUUUUGAGUUAUCUGAUGACAAAUGGAAAACAAGAAGAUGCCAAGAAAACAGAAAGUGGUCAGGAACGGCACCAACAUGUUCUCGUGUCAACUGCGGAGCACCUACUGUUUCGGGGAAAGGCUACUAUACUGGACAGACCACCACCUACGAGUCUAUUAUAGAAUUCGGUUGCAACGACGGCUAUUACAUUGACGGUGCUAAGAAAGCCAAAUGUCUCCAUACAAAAGAGUGGGACAAGAAGGCACCAAAAUGCAUCCCGUUUUGUGAGCCUCCUCAACUCACGAAUGGAUACCUUGAAUUUAGCGACAAUAAUGGAGAGCAUGAUGUUAAGAGUACAGUGACGUACCAUUGUGAUCAAGGUUUUGAGUUAUCUGAUGACAAAUGGAAAACAAGAAGAUGCCAAGAAAACAGAAAGUGGUCAGGAACGGCACCAACAUGUUCUCGUGUCAACUGCGGAGCACCUACUGUUUCGGGGAAAGGCUACUAUACUGGACAGACCACCACCUACGAGUCUAUUAUAGAAUUCGGUUGCAACGACGGCUAUUACAUUGACGGUGCUAAGAAAGCCAAAUGUCUCCAUACAAAAGAGUGGGACAAGAAGGCACCAAAAUGCAUCCCAUUCUGCAGGAAGCCGUCUAUUCUCGCUAAUGGUGUCAUCGUCGUUUUGAAACAUGGUGCAAAUGAAAACCAGUUGGACGUCGGCACUCGUGUGGAAUACGAAUGUUCUAAGGGAUUCGUGUACGUCGCUAUCUCUAACAUUAGGACAUGUACUGGACCGCUCACAUGGUCAGGAGUGGCACCCAAGUGCACACGACCAUUUUGUGAACUUCCUCAAUUCACAAAUGGAUACCUUGAAUUUAGUGACAAUAAUGGAGUGCAUGACGUUGACAGUACAGUGACGUAUCACUGUGUUCAAGGUUAUAAGUUAUCAGACGACAAACAGAAAACAAGAAGAUGCCAAGAAAACAGAAAAUGGUCAGGAACGGCACCAACUUGCACUCAAAUACAAUGCCCGGAUAUUUCUAAUGAAACUAUCAAAGAUGGCAGUAUUCUUAGCACUAAUAGACUGGUUGACUCUAUUGCCGUGUACGAAUGUAACAGAGGAUACCGCAUUGUUGGAGACAAAACAAGAAUAUGUCAAUUGAAUGGCACAUGGUCGGGCAAUCCUCCAGUAUGUCAAGGCAGCAAAUGCGAUUCACUAGCUUCACCAACUAACGGCAACGUUACCACUCGAGCUGUACAUACUAUUGUUAUCUCGACUUACUCUUGCAAGUCAGGGUAUCGAUUGAAAAACGGAGACAGUUCUAGAGUUUGUUUACCAAAUGGGCUGUGGAGUGGAAAUGAACCAUCAUGUGAACCUUGCAGCUGUGAUUCUACUCAAACACGUCAAGAUGCCAAUAGGAAACGACAUGCUGUUGUUUUAGUCCAAAUAACUUCUUCAGCCCAAGAAAAGAAAGGACAAGUAUCAUACAAAGCUAAAGUUGAAAAAGUCUGCCGUGCCAACAAUGCCGUAGCACGCAAGAUAAAGUCUGGAAAUGUUGUUUCACUUGCUGUCACCCAGCAAACUCAGCAUGGAACUUGCCGAUGUCCCGACUUUCAGAAAAAAGUCAUGUACAAAGUAGGGGUCAAGGUCAAUGGGAAAUCCGGGAAAAUAUGGCAACUUGAAGUGCCACGAAACUUUUAUGUGGCAGAAUCAACAGUAUGCUAACAGAUUAAAGCAGCUUCAAUGCUAAUGUCAGUGGUCCUACUAGUAACAGAGAAUUCAGAUGCUGAUAACCUUCAUUGAAUAGUAUGAAAUUAUGAGUACUUCUAAAUUCCCUUCAACAAGUAGUAGUAUUAAAGUGUUUGUUGGCAACGAAUUACAUCCUUGUGUACAAUAUUGUAAGCUUCCCAAUGUGUGAAUAAAAUUCAGUUUAUUAAAUAUGAUUAACACAUCAGGCGUUGGCCUCAUUCUUCUCCAUAGGGUACUUCCUUACUUACGUUAAUGCAGUUGAAAUCUCAUAAAAUAUUAAAGGCAAAUACUCUCAACCGCAUUCGUAAAUCUAGGAUUUUCAGGCAAUAUCAUGUGGUGUGUGUGUGUGUGUGUGUGUGUGUGUGUGUGUGUGAGAGAGAGAGAGAGAGAGAGAGAGAGAGAGAGAGAGAGAGAGAGCUUUUGCGAGUGUGUCCAUGUGCAUAGUAUAGAGAUCAUUCAACCGUUUUGGACACCUUUUACAAGAAUUUAAAUAUUUCGUUUGGGGUUAGGUGGUAAUGGCUGUUCUAUCUCUAAACCUGAAGUGAAAAUGGUGUUACGAACGUCGUGACAGGUGUUUUUAGUAGUCUUGUGUGCAAUAAACGGUUGGAGAUUAACCAGGGAAAGUAUUUCAUACUAUACAUCAGC